Messenger RNA from Hyaloperonospora brassicae, 3615 nucleotides. NCBI's taxonomy places the organism in Eukaryota, Oomycota, Peronosporomycetes, Peronosporales, Peronosporaceae. The record is from the annotation of a GenBank genome assembly.
AUGUCGGGAUACGAAAGCGGGACCUCGUUGCCCUCGCGCGCACUCAAGAACAGCGACAACUACACGCAGAUGGAGUCGCCUCGCGCGUCGGCGCAGUCGCUCGAGCUGCCCUCGCACCGCGUCGUAGACGUCCCGUCCGCUAGCACGCGCUCGUUCUCCUCGGCCGACCUCUACUCGGUCGACGCCAAGAUGGCGACCAACGCCGCGCCAAGCUACGCGGGUCCCUGCACGCCUCUGCCGGGCCACCGCGCCCGCUUCUUGAGCGACACGGAGCUGCUGCUCGCUGCGAACCCCGUGCCCACGCGCGAGUCGUUUGCGACGCUCAACGAGACGGACGACAAGACGUGGCCGCACCGCUCGACGGAGCUCAUUGCCAAGAUGCUCAAUACCAACUUUGAGCGCGGCCUCAGCGCCAUGGACGUCGAGCGCCGGCUCGUGCGCUAUGGCGAGAAUGCGCUCGAGCAGGAAGCGCGGACGCCAGUUGCUGUGGUCUUUCUCUUGCAGUUUUACAACGUGAUCAUUGCCAUGCUGCUGUUUGCUGCGCUGGCGUCGCUCGCGCUGCAAGAGUGGGUCGAAGGCAUUGCGAUUUUGGUGAUUGUGACGCUCAACGCGGUCAUUGCGACGUUCCAAGAGUACUCGGCCAGUAACGCGCUGGCUGCGCUCGCGAGUCUGUCGAGCCCGCAGUCGCUCGUGCUGCGCGACGGUGUGCAGCAAGUGGUCGACAGCAAACUGCUCGUGCCGGGCGACGUCGUGAUUCUCGUCACGGGCGACGUCGUGCCGGCCGACAUGCGGCUGUUUACGAGCGUGGACUUGAAAUGCAACGAGAUGCUGCUCACGGGCGAGUCGGAAGACGUGCCGAAGAAGUACAAUGCACCGCUCGCAAGUGCCUCGAAGCCUGCCAAGCUGACGGCUGGGAAUAUGGUGUUUUCGUCCACGACGAUCACCGCAGGGAACGCACGCGGCGUGGUCGUGGAGACGGGCAUGCACACGCGUGUCGGCUCGAUUGCAGCGCUCUUACAAGCGCAGAGUGAGGUCCCCACCGCCUCAGGCGCGCGCAAGUGGAUCCGCAAUCCAGUUGGCGACUGCAUUGCAAAGCACCAGCCCAAGCUCACGCCACUGCAGAGAGCGUUGCACCACAUGGGCUUUAUCAUGGGCAUGAUUGCGCUGAGCGUGGCGCUGCUGGUCUUUAUUGUCGGCAUGGUCCGCGGCACGGACGACCCUCGCCAUCCCGACCGACCGACGUAUUUGACGAUGAUCAUGACCGCCGUGUCGAUUGCAGUAAGUGCCGUGCCGGAAGGUUUGCCAAUGGUCGUGACGAUCUGUCUGUCGUCUGGCACGGCCGACAUGAUAAAGAAAAACGUGCUCGUGCGGAAGCUUGCAGCCGUGGAGACGCUAGGUGCAGCUUCAGUCAUUUGCACAGACAAGACGGGUACCCUGACAGAGGGCAAGAUGACUGCUGUGAAGCUCUGGGGCGAUUUCCGAGAGUACACGAUCACCGGCAAGGGGUUUAACCCCGAAGGCGCAAUCCUCUCGUCUGACGGAGUCAACCAAGCUCCUGCUGAGGCUGGAAACGUUCAAGUCCGAGCCACUCUGAUGGCCUCCGUGCUCUGCAGUAACACGCAACUCAAGGAAGUUGAAGACGAUGAUGGCGAUACUUCACGAUGGUUACCAUUCGGCAACUCGUCCGAGGCUCCAUUGGUCGUAGCAGCUGCAAAAGCAGGCAUCUGGGAAGAAAAUCUGCUGGAAGACUACCCACGCCUCGUCGAAGUGCCAUUUAGCUCGUCGCGCAAGAUGAUGAUCACAGUGAACGCGGUUCCAGUCGUACAUGGCUCUGGGAUGUUUGACGCACUAGUGCUCCCUGGUGCCGUAGCGCCGAAGCUCGUGGCCAGCGUCAAGGGCGCUCCAAAUUACAUUCUGCAAAACUGUACUCAGUACUGCCGAAGAAACGGCACGUUUGAGCCGCUGAACAGUGUGCACCGUAAUGAGAUUGCCGCGGCUGUGGAGGAGUUGUCAUCGCAGGCUCUUCGCGUGCUCGCAGUAGCCAUCCAACCAUUGCAUGAACUGCCUUACGCCCGCGAUUGCGACGAUGUCGACGAGAAAUUUGCUGCUCUUGCCAAGCCGCUCGUGUUCUUGGGUCUAAUGGCAUCCAUUGAUCCAGAGCGCGACGGAGUGCGUGAUGCCAUCGCGACUGCACGCGUAGCCUCCAUUCGCACCGUGAUGAUCACGGGAGAUUACCUAGCCACGGCAGUCGCAAUUGCCAAGAACAUUGACCUCUUGCAAGUCGGUGCUGAUCUCGAAGCUCAAGCAACGGACUGCACCAAACUUCGUCUCAAGGGAAACGCGUAUCUCCCACCAGCCGACAUCGACGAGAUCACCUCGCGUACGUUGGUGUUUGCUCGGGCCAAGCCGGAAGAUAAGAUCGAGAUCGUCAAGUCGCUUCAACGUCAAGGCCUCAUUGCUGCGAUGACUGGCGAUGGCGUCAACGAUGCACCAGCGCUUAAGGAAGCGGAUAUUGGCGUGGCCAUGGGCAUAUCGGGCACCGAGGUCGCCAAGGGCGCUUCUGACAUGAUCCUGACCGACGACAAUUUCUGCAGCAUCGUGGCGGCAGUGGAGAAGGGACGAGUCAUUUACGCCAACAUCCAGAAGUUUGUCAUGUUCUUGCUGUCCACGAACAUUGGCGAGAUCGUGCUCAUCUUCUUGUCGGUGGCUGGAGGGUUUCCGCUUCCACUGGAAGCGCUCCAUAUUCUGCUUCUCAACCUGUUUACCGACGGGAUGCCUGCCGUAGCAUUGAGCUUGGAGAAGGGCGACCCGCACAUCAUGAACGACAAGCCUCGUCACAAGGGCUCGCCAUUGAUUGUCGGACGUCUGUGGCUGCUUGUGCUGUUCAAUGCCUUCCUGCUGCUAGCAGGCGCCCUGACUACCUUUUUGUUGGGACUGUACUGGAACUUUGGCGAGCUGUUAUCGGACGAUAUCUACUACGCUGGUGGCGGUCCCCGUGGCACAGACUACACAGACGUGACGUGCCUUCGCUGGGGAGGCAUGAACGACGGGUGGCGAACGUAUGGCAAUUGUGCUGCACGGGGCACCGACGGGAUGUACAUCUUUGGCGAAGAAGUGGCAGCCAUGUCUUCGUUCGAAAACGCCACAAUGUACUGUGAGGGAGGACGCGACUACGAUUGCCUUUCGGAGGGUCUGGGUCGCACGCAGACGAUGGUGUUCUUGGGUUUGGCUUUCACGGAGGUGCUCCGAGCCUACACAGUGCGUCACUUCACGGAUCCAGUGUUCACGCGGAUGCUGUCGAACGGAUACAUGCAGCUCGCAGCGUGCAUGUCGUUGGUGCUUACUAUCCUCGUAUCCAACGUCCCUGUCAUCAUGGACGACGUCUUCGGCUUCGAGUACAUCACGUGGUUCCAGUGGCUUGUGGUUGUUGCUGUCGCAUUCAACAGCGCGUUCUGGGGCGAAAUGCUCAAAUCAAUUCUGAGGCGGCAGGAUCGCGCACAGGCUCGCUGGGACCACAUGAAGGCUGGAUUCGACGAGAUUUUGCUCGAGAUUCGGCAUGUGCGUCUUCACGUCGAGCGACUCGAAGCCGGCAGCGGUGGCGUGAAGCUCGAGUAA